Messenger RNA from Alternaria infectoria, 474 nucleotides. RefSeq lists its product as uncharacterized. The record is from RefSeq and is a predicted model, not a curated record. The transcript has a single exon. The coding region runs from base 1 to 474 and encodes 157 amino acids. NCBI's taxonomy places the organism in Eukaryota, Fungi, Ascomycota, Dothideomycetes, Pleosporales, Pleosporaceae.
AUGACCGACACCCAACGAUCUAAACCCACGAUGGCUGUCGCUCCAAUCAAGGAGAGCCAACCCUCAAAGUUAGAUGCUUUCCUAUCAGCACACCCCGAAAUCCAGAUUGGUCGCGCCGCCUUGGAAAGCCUCCAAUCUGCCCACGAUGGCAGCGACUCAUUCUCCAUCAUCAACAAGCCGUUCGUAAACAUGGUGCUGUAUCAAGAGUUCAAUGCGGAUACGAGAGAGCGCAUAUACGUCGUCGCAUUGAUUGACGACCAGAAGGCUCUUGAUCAAUAUGAACAAGACUGCGGUGGCACUUCGAACGAAGAUGGAUGCGAUUGUGCAGAGAACCAAGGGCCCGAACACAUGAUUUACGAGCGUGUCGUCGAGUACAAGAGCGCGGAUUGCGAGGACCACAAGGAUGAGCCGGAGCCAAACCCUGAUUGUUCUCAGUGCUGGCCAGUCUUGUGUGGGAGUAAAUGCGCUCCGUGA